ACAGUGCUCAAAGUGAGGCACAGUUUCUAACUGAAUGUUUUGCCUUUUUGAGAUUUCUGUCCGGAAUUUCUUCAAUUGUAAACUAAUCUAAAACUCUGACUUUAUUCUUUUCUUUUGCACAGCUUGUUUCGCUUAAUUGCAAGGUGCUGUUAAUAAGCAACCUGCCAGAGUAUCGUGAUGGCUGUUAUUUAGAGGAGGACAUCGCCGAUCUGCUCACUCCACACAGAUUUGAAUAUUACGACGAUACGAUCUACGUUAUACCACAGGCGCGCAUGGCUUUUGCCCUCAUGCCGACAGCAGUGGCAGCCAAAAACAUCGUGCUAGCAUCAGAAAAUAAACGUAAAUUUUUUCUCAAUGGGUCUAAACUUCGACUGCAGGUUGUGAAGCGCAGGAAUUUGAAUUUCAAGACCCCGCUUGAGUUUUAUACAUAUCUGAUGAAUCUGCUGUGUUAUGUUAAGAAGGCAGGGAUAGAUAUUGGAGCACGGACAAUCUACAUCAGGAACAUCUCACCAGACGAGUCCCGGGAUCUCAGAGAAGCUUUGGGAAAAAUCGGUAUUGUAAGAAACUACCUGCCUCUUCUCAACAAGGUGUUAAUUGAAUUUGAGUCUGUGUGUGAUGCUGAUCGCCUUGGUGUUUGGUACAGCCUUCUAAAACAGGCCACCGGCCACAAAUUGUCAAGGGUGGAAAUACCACACAGUGGAUUUACGUCACUGCCACCAAGAUUGCCACACAAAGCUUUGCCAGACAGCGAUGUUGCUGUUGACGGGGCAGCUGUCCCAACAGAAGAUGUGAUCAUCCCACAACGCAGCACUUCACCAUAUUGGAUCACAAUGACAACUAAUCCCUUUGUGUUCCCCACUGUCGCUCCUUGGUUCACAAUCCCAGAGUAUUUAACUGUCAGGGAACCUGAUGACAUUGAGAAAGCCCAAUCUCAAGGUUCUACGUUCUCCACGAUCAUGUUGACCGGUUUGCCAGAAGGAAACUACAGACAGGAGGAUGUUGCCAAGCUGGUGUGGCGUUACUUCCCUGAUCAGACUGUUCAGACUCUGUACUACAACAUAAUCGUUUUAUCACUGCAGAGGAGGGCCUUUGUGUUUUUUAACAGCUGGGAUGCGUGCUGCGAUUUCGCCAGAGAUUACCUCAAAGAUCCAGUUACAGUUGGAGAGUGGAGACUAGGAAUCCACAUUGUUUUACAAGACGUGCAUCCUGGUUCAAGUGAGGAGAGCAUGUACAGAAGCAUGAUGAAAUGGAGCAGCACUCAUGUUCCACAGUCUGAGUCUCUGGAGGACCGGCUCUUUAAGCAAGACUUUUAA
Molecule: messenger RNA, 1313 nt
Organism: Pundamilia nyererei
Lineage: Eukaryota; Metazoa; Chordata; Actinopteri; Cichliformes; Cichlidae
Exons: 12
Coding region: 273-1313 (346 amino acids)
Source: RefSeq, a predicted model, not a curated record